Molecule: messenger RNA, 822 nt
Organism: Salvia splendens (bonfire salvia)
Lineage: Eukaryota; Viridiplantae; Streptophyta; Magnoliopsida; Lamiales; Lamiaceae
Exons: 1
Coding region: 1-822 (273 amino acids)
Source: RefSeq, a predicted model, not a curated record
AUGUUCACACUCCCGAUUUCAAUCAGAGAUAUUCAAGUGGAGCACGCGAUGUGCGAUUUGGGGGCGUCUAUCAAUGUUCUGGCGUACUCCAUUUACAAGAAGCUGGGAGAGGCCAAGCUCGUCGAUACUGAUAUAAUGAUACAGUUGGCCGACAGAUCGUGUAUUCACCCAGAGGGAAUUCUGGAAGACGUGAUCGUGAAGGUGAAUAACUUUCUGUACCCAGCUGAUUUUUUCAUAAUCAAGAUGACAGAGCCAGCAGCAAGGGAGUCGAGUAGAGUCCAGCAGAGAAGGUCGUUCCUGUCUACGGCCAGCACUAUAAUAGACGUCCGUAAUGGAAUGAUAAGCUUGGAUUUCAAUGGAGAGCAGUUCACGUUCAACAUUGAUGAAGCUAUAAAGAGACCCGCAGAUAGUGAGAACGUGUACUCAGUAGAUGUGACUGAGCCAUUAGUGCAGGAGCAUUUGGAGGAAGAAUUCCUACAGAGGCAGUUCACUGACUACGCUGCAGAUGAAGAAGUCGAGAGAGAAGUCGCUGAAUGGUAUAAAACCAUGAAAGUCAGAGAAAUGGAUGAUCAAGCCAUCGUGAAAGCGAUGAUGGAUUUCUGCGAGCGCCCGCGACCAGCUGGUUCAAGCGGGAAAGCGGAAGUAUCUAGCCUAGAAAAGCUGCCUGAUCAAGGCAAGUCAAUGAGAAAGGAAGCAGAAGAAAACCCUCUGCCUACUGAAGAGCCGAAACCCGCAAAGGAAUUAAUGCCCCUUCCAGCACAUUUGAAGUACGCCUACCUGGGGAGGAGGAAACGAAGCCUGUCAUUAUCAACAGUCAGUUGA